AUGGCUGCCGAGGAGCUGUCGGAGGCUGGAAUGGCCGACAUCAUUCGUGCCUUGGAGGUCAUCCACAGCCCGACGUCUACCAAUGAGCUCCGCAAAGAGGCUUUGUCCUUUGUCGAGGCGUUGAAAGACAAUGAGGCGGCAGCCCGCAAUGGCUUUCUAUUGGCAUCGCGCGCGGAUCAUGCUGCUGUGGUGCGGUACUUUGGUCUGACCCUGCUAGACCACGUCUUGCGCCAUUUGUCCUUCACCAAUCCCGAGGAAUCCACAAACCUCCGAUCGAUGAUCCUUCAGCUCGCCGAGAAUAUUCGACCCGAGGACCCGAGCUAUUUCCGAAACAAGAUCCCCCAGCUGUGGUCGGAAGCUGCUAAAAAGAGCUGGGGUUUGGAUUGGGUGGAUAUGGACGAAGCGCUUGUCAAGUUCUGGGGCGUGUCUCUAGUACAUAACGAGCUGGUGCUUUCCGUGCUGGAGACCUUGUCGGAAGAUGUCUUCUUCCGCGAGGAUACAGUGUCCUCGUUGCGCGGCUCUGAGCUCAAUCGUGCGCUCGUCGAGAUCUUUACACCUGCCGCGAUUGUCGAGCAGAUCAAUCCCGAUAAGAACACCAAUGCUGUGCUGCGGUGUGGGCAGGAGGGCUGGCUAGUCCGGAUCUGCGAGUUUUUGGACAACUGCGUUCAAAACGCCUCUACGUCGAGUGAAGCACGCGAUGCAGCCGUCAAGGCUCUAACGACAUUGAGAUCUGCACUCUCUUGGUCAGUUUACAAAGCUGUGAUCGCCGGACAGGUCGUCGCUAGUGUUUUCAGGGCCUUGACCUGCCAAGAUGACCAAGUUUUGCUGGCCGCGGUUGAGGCAUUGCAUUCACUCUACGGGCGGAAUAACAUGGGAAAUGAUGAGUCGCACGGCCUAGUCUGUCUGAUCUUUGAAAGCGAGUAUCUCGGCACUCUUCAGAAUCUUUACCAGUGGUCCAUUGUCGGUCCUGAGGAUGCCGAUGAGCCGAAGUACUUGAUUUCUAAGAAGCUCUCAGAGAUGAUCUCCUAUAUCGCUGGUUGCCUGGAAGACGAAAGGUUCCUCCGAGACACCAUGCACCGGCUGGAUCUCCCGCCAUUCUUCAACUUUAUGUUGAACAUCAUGCAGCACCAAAGUCUGACUGUAUCUAUCCCUUGUCUUCACCUGUGGUCCAGGCUCCUGGGUGUUCAAAAAAUUGGCACUUCAGAAUUCGUAGUGAACCAGACCCCGACUUUUCUCACCAUCUGUACCCAGCGUUUAAUACGCUGGGAGUCCCUUUCAACAGAAUCAGAGGAUCCAACGAUCCAGUUCCUCGUGGAGGAUAUCGACACAGUUCCAGAACGUCACGCAUUCCUUGGUAAUUAUCGUCGAUACUGCUCGUCAAUUAUUGAGACCAUUACCCAAAAGCGUGCUCAAGAGGCGGUGCGCGAGAUUCUUGGACGAGUUGAUGAGAACUUGGACAAUCUGUACAGUGGUGCUGAGCCAUUCCAAAUGCAUAAUUACAGCAAAUCAUCGAUCCCGCUUAUGCGCGCGGAUGCUCAAUUUGCUGUUGUUGAAGCAGUCAUCAAAGGCUUUAAUAAGUGGAUUGAAGCUCAUGGGAAGGCACCUCAGCAAGAUGAGCAAGAGAGAAAAGAGUUGGAGUUUGCAGUGGAGAGCUGGGCGUCCAAGCUGAUGCAAAGGAACUUCGAGGAUCCAAUGAUAAAGCAGAAAGUCAUCAAAUUAGUGGUUGACAUCUCUUCCAAAGCACUGGAUAACCAUCCUGCAUAUGCACUCAAGGUCCUUGAGCACAUUCUCAUGACACGCCUCCCGGACCAGCCCGAGUACCCAGUUUACGCUGAAGCUGUUAAGGAGCUCCAUGGACUGGCCAGUCACGAACUCCGUCGCCUCGCAAUCCGCUAUGCCGACUACUUCUCCACUUUCUACGAUCUUCUCGAGCCGAAGAUCCGCGAAAUCACAUUAGCCAACCGUGUGGACGAUAAACUCCAGAUGGAGCUAACGUCCAUUCUGCUGAUCAUCAUGCAACGCGCCAGCAACCUUGAUCCCAAUGUCCGCCAUAGCCGGCUGGCCGGGUUCCUCGCCCCUAUUCGAGAGUCAUGGCAGGACGAGGAGUUCCGCCGUAUGAGUUCAUCCUUCGAAGGCUUUUGCGCCAUGCUUGGACUAGAGAAUGUGGGAUCAUACAUGCAAGCCAAGCAGGCACACAAACUCGAAGACUGGUCCUCUGUCGUCUUGGACAAUGAAGGAAAGCUUGUCCAGGAAGAGAUGACUCGCAAAUUCCAGAUGCUACCGUUGCGUGGCACCAAAACCAUGCUUGCUGUCUCAACGGACAAGCUGAAGAGAACAUCGCCUGCAUAUCAAGUUGCCUGUGAUAUGUGGCAAGAUCUAACCCCGCAGAUUCUUCCAACCUUGGUCCAGCUCCUCACUCAUGCUCAUGCCUUCCAUAACCCUGUCAAUUGGGCUGUGAGCGACGACAUGCGAGCAGUGGUUGAACGCAUUUUGACCGAUCGAUUCUGGCAAGCCGGUAUUUCCAGCGGUAGUCGCGAUGACUUCUACGCCAAGAUCACAGCAUCCAAAUCGACUCUCGAGGGGUUCGCGUCCUCUGUUCGUGGCAAAAUUCGCGCCGUUCGUGAAUCAGGUUAUUCGAUGCUUUUCAGUAUGAGCCGAAUGCGCCAUCAGUUCUACGGAUUCGCUGAGCUGCCAGGGCCGUUGUCCGAGGCGCUUUUCAAGGAUGCGGAGCAUCUAUCCUCCCACCAAUUCUCGGUCUUGCUCAAUAUCUCGCGCUGCCUGAUUGACGAUUGUCCUGUUCAGUACCGACCACAAUUCUUGCCCCCAAUGCUUGCUACUCUUUUCCGCAGCAUCGACCGCAAGAUCACAACCGAGUGGGAACUGAUUGAGCAGCGGAAGAGUGGAGGAUUGGAUGGCGACCUCACUGACGAGAUGAAGUCGGAAAGUGUUCUCCGUCAACUGACGUACGCUGCGGUCAUUAUGGUUGCCAGCCUGUUCGACCCACAGAGAGGAGGUAAGUUCCAUAACACUAUCACUGUCGCACACCCGCUUUACAAUGGUGUAUAUAUUGGAGCAAGCCCUUAUCCUGAUCGAGCAGAGGCAGACCCUGGUGCGCCGCAGCCGACCCCUGAGCUCUCCGACUCAAUCCGUCACUUUGUUCUAUCCUCGCCCGAAAUCUUCGAACCUGUCAUGCUUUUCUGCACUCAUGCUCUUCGGAUGCGCGAUACGCGUUGCUGUAGCAUUAUUACCCGCGUGGUUCGAUCCAUCUUGGCUGACUUCGCACCUCCAAACAACAGCCAAACAAUCGUGACCAUCCGCGAAUUUAUCUGCACAGACGUUUUGCAGGCUUGUAUUACCUCCGUUCAUGAGUCUUAUUUCGUCGAUAUGCAGAAGGAUCUGGCGCAGCUCAUUGCGUCCAUCUGGGUUCUUUACGGCUUUUGCAGCGAGACGCCGCGAGCCGUAUUCGUCUCCCUGCCGGGUAUUCACCCAGAGAAGGUUGCCCAGACAGAAGCUGCGCUCCAGCGAUGCACUUCCCCCCGCCAGCAACGAGCACUAGUUCUCGAGCUUCUUGAACCCCUCCGAGGUGUGAGCAUCGCUGAGCAAGGCAAAAUCCUUGGCUCAAGGGAGGAGCGCCGCAAGGCGAGAACAGCGAUCCAAAACCGGUACAUGACAAACGAGAUGGAGACACAGCAAGAGAGCAAUCGUGUGGACAUCAAUGAUGGUCCGGACCUCUCUGGUGUUGCCGAUAUGUUUGGUUAG
Molecule: messenger RNA, 3759 nt
Organism: Penicillium daleae
Lineage: Eukaryota; Fungi; Ascomycota; Eurotiomycetes; Eurotiales; Aspergillaceae
Product: karyopherin MSN5
Exons: 7
Coding region: 1-3759 (1252 amino acids)
Biological process (GO): protein export from nucleus; RNA export from nucleus
Cellular component (GO): nucleus; RNA nuclear export complex; cytoplasm
Molecular function (GO): RNA binding; nuclear export signal receptor activity
Source: RefSeq, a predicted model, not a curated record